Aspergillus melleus is the source of this 555-nucleotide messenger RNA. RefSeq lists its product as uncharacterized. The record is from RefSeq and is a predicted model, not a curated record. NCBI's taxonomy places the organism in Eukaryota, Fungi, Ascomycota, Eurotiomycetes, Eurotiales, Aspergillaceae. Bases 1 to 555 code for a protein of 184 amino acids. The transcript has a single exon.
AUGAGCUUCCCGUAUAACCCAGUAACGUUUGGAACACUCGCUCUAACAAUGGUGCUCUUCUCGAAUAUGUUGCGCCGGAUUGGGUCACAGCUUGUGGCCAUUAUUAUUGGGGGUGGCCCUUUUCCCAGAGAAGUCGACACGUAUUUCCAGGCCUUGCGUCGCAUGCAACAAACACAGUGCUAUAUCCUGCCGCCCGCCCACGACCCACCACCCGGUUGGAUUGUAAUUAGAGUCGAUGUUGAUGCUUCCCGUUUAACGAGUUCUCGUUCAUCGACAUUCAAGAAUUCAUGUCUUGACCACGCAUGCAAGAUCCUAUUGGCAAUUGUGGGCCCGAGGUAUCGCCCCGUAUCCGCUGCCGUUAUCAAUGGCCAUCCCACCUUCCAUGCGGAUGGGACCCGAGUCAGCGAGGGGAACUGGAUAACCUGGGGGCUUGACAUCGAGGCCGAUCAGACUGGGCCGGGUAGCAUCAGCACCUUUCUCGCAGUGCCCGGGGAGCCCCCAGAAAUGGUCCGAGGACUUGGUAAGAGGCGCAAGCUCUCCUAUGAACUUGCAUAA